Molecule: messenger RNA, 3457 nt
Organism: Gastrolobium bilobum
Lineage: Eukaryota; Viridiplantae; Streptophyta; Magnoliopsida; Fabales; Fabaceae
Product: homeobox-leucine zipper protein HDG2
Exons: 13
Coding region: 509-2791 (760 amino acids)
Biological process (GO): regulation of DNA-templated transcription
Molecular function (GO): DNA binding; lipid binding; DNA-binding transcription factor activity, RNA polymerase II-specific
Source: RefSeq, a predicted model, not a curated record
CAUUUUUCUCCAUCCGUUUCCCUCUUUUUUCUUUCCUUUCAGUUUCUUUGUCUUCUCUUAUUCUCCAUCAUCUUCUUUCUCUCGUUCCAGUAUUCCUCCAUGUAAACAAGCUUUUUUGGGCUAGACCAUCACAACACACAUCAAGCUUUCGCUGGUUACCAUAAAAGCAGCUUUCCAUAACUGCCUCAAAAGCCUUCUUUUCUCAUAUGCACAUUUCAAAAGGGUCCCUUUUUUUUUUAUUUGAGGGUACCAAGGCUUAUAGCCCCCCAAAAAAGUAGAUCUAAAUAUUUUAUCUUGUUCUAGCAGCUAGUAUCUCCAGCAACUACCACCCACUGAGACACGUUAGCCUUGUUUGCGACACCUCCAGAGCUCACAGAAUCUAAUUAAGAAAGACCUCAACAUCUGAAGCUCUUCAUCAUAUUUAAGGAUCUCAGAAAAAGCAAAAAAAGAAAAACAAAAAUUGAAUUGUUUUAUAUAGCGGCGGUUGUUGUUUUUUUGUUUGUGAAGUAUGCUAGCCGGUGUACAUGUAAUGAUUCCGGCGAGAAACAUGCCAUCGAUGAUUGGAAGCGUUGGUGGGUUUGGAUUAUCUUCAGGGCUCUCUCUUGGCCAGCCAAACCUAAUGGAAGCUGGUCAGCUCCACCCAUUGGACAUGCCUCAGAACACUUCAGAGAGCGAUGUCCCUAGAAUCCGCGACGAUGACUUUGACAGUGCCACCAAGUCCGGUAGUGAAAACCAUGAAGGUGCCUCCGGCGAAGACCAAGAUCCUCGCCCCAAGAAGAAGCGCUACCACCGUCACACACAGCACCAGAUCCAGGAAAUGGAAGCUUUCUUUAAGGAGUGUCCUCACCCUGAUGACAAGCAAAGGAAGGAACUGAGCAGAGAGUUAGGGUUAGAACCAUUACAGGUCAAGUUUUGGUUCCAGAACAAGCGUACUCAGAUGAAGACACAACAUGAGCGACAUGAGAAUACACAACUUAGAACCGAAAAUGAGAAGCUUCGAGCUGAUAACAUGAGGUAUAGGGAAGCUCUUAGCAACGCUUCAUGUCCUAACUGUGGUGGACCAACCGCUAUAGGAGAAAUGUCAUUUGAUGAACAUCACCUUAGGCUCGAAAAUGCUCGACUAAGAGAAGAGAUUGAUAGGAUUUCUGCUAUUGCUGCUAAGUAUGUGGGGAAGCCAGUGGUGAGUUAUCCACUUCUUUCCCCUUCAUCUGUUCCUCCACGUCCUUUAGAACUUGGGAUUGGAAGUUUUGGUGGUCAACAAGGCAUUGGUGAGGAUAUGUUUGGAGCUGGAGAUCUUCUUAGGUCAAUAACUGGACCCUCUGAAGCUGAUAAACCAAUAAUAAUAGAGCUAGCUGUUGCUGCUAUGGAAGAGCUCAUAGGAAUGGCACAAAUGGGUGAGCCUCUUUGGUUGACUACACUGGAUGGAACCACCACAGUUCUCAACGAGGAUGAAUAUAUUAGGUCCUUUCCUCGAGGAAUUGGUCCAAAACCUGCUGGCUUUAAGUGUGAAGCUUCACGAGAAAUCGCUGUUGUUAUCAUGAACCAUGUUAACCUUGUUGAGAUUCUCAUGGAUGUGAACCAAUGGUCCACAGUUUUCUCUGGUAUCGUCUCAAGAGCAAUGACAUUAGAAGUGCUAUCAACAGGAGUGGCGGGGAACUACAACGGUGCCUUGCAAGUGAUGACGGCUGAAUUACAAGUACCUUCACCUCUUGUGCCAACUCGUGAGAGUUAUUUCGUAAGGUAUUGUAAGCAGCACGCAGACGGAACUUGGGCAGUGGUUGAUGUGUCUUUGGAUAAUUUGCGCCCUAGUCCUUCGGCAAGAUGUAGAAGAAGGCCUUCUGGUUGCUUAAUUCAAGAAAUGCCUAAUGGCUACUCAAAGGUCAUUUGGGUUGAGCAUGUAGAAGUGGAUGAUAGAGGGGUUCAUAAUCUAUACAAGCAGCUUGUUAGCUCUGGACAAGCAUUUGGUGCAAAACGUUGGAUUGCAACCUUAGAUAGACAAUGUGAAAGGCUUGCUAGUGCAAUGGCAACAAACAUUCCCACCUUAGAUGUUGGAGUGAUAACAAACCAAGAUGGGAGGAAGAGUAUGUUGAAACUGGCUGAGAGAAUGGUUAUAAGCUUUUGUGCUGGAGUGAGUGCUUCUACUGCUCACACAUGGACAACACUAUCUGGGACUGGUGCUGAUGAUGUAAGGGUCAUGACUCGUAAGAGUAUAGAUGACCCUGGAAGGCCUCCUGGUAUUGUUCUCAGUGCUGCAACUUCUUUUUGGCUUCCAGUGCCACCCAAAAGAGUUUUUGAAUUUCUCCGUGAUGAGAACUCCAGAAGUGAGUGGGAUAUUCUUUCCAACGGUGGAGUUAUCCAAGAAAUGGCACAUAUUGCUAAUGGAAGAGAUACCGGAAAUUGUGUCUCUCUACUUCGGGUGAAUAGUGCAAAUUCAAGCCAGAGCAACAUGUUGAUAUUACAAGAGAGUUGCACCGACUCAACGGGCUCUUUUGUUAUAUAUGCUCCUGUUGAUAUUGUUGCAAUGAAUGUAGUUCUAAAUGGAGGAGACCCAGAUUAUGUAGCUCUUCUUCCUUCAGGAUUUGCUAUACUCCCAGAUGGGACCACAACACAUGGUGGUGGCCUUGGUGAAACUGGUCAUCAUGGUGGAUCUCUCUUGACUGUUGCAUUUCAAAUAUUGGUUGAUUCAGUUCCAACUGCAAAGUUGUCUCUUGGAUCUGUUGCUACUGUUAAUAAUCUUAUUGCAUGCACUGUUGAGAGAAUUAAGGCUUCUUUAUCAGGUGAAACUACUUGAGUUUCAAGACCAAUGGAACAUGUGUUUAGAAGAAGGACAAAGGGGGUGGGUGCAAUAUUGCAUUUUGGAGAAUCAGAAGGUGUUGGAAACUUCGGCUGAUAUAAAAAGGAAGGGGAGAAGUCAAGAGCGCACCUUGCAUGAUCCCUUCUCAGCAUCUCAACAAAGUGCUGGGAGGAUUAAGGUUCGGGAAUUGACUUCCCUGGAUAUAGUAAAAUGCUAUAUGAGCUUAAAUUAAGAACUUGCUUCUCUACACCUUCUAAAAGACUAUAUAUUUAUGGUUAAUUAGUGUUACCUUUUUCGUUGAUUAGCCUGUAGCUUUACCGUAACCUCUUAUGUUCCUUCUUCCAUUUGUGAUUUGCGUCUUAGAUCAUGCACUAGUACUAGCUAGUAAAUGGGAAGCUUGCAUCACCACUAGCACAAUGUGGUUAAUUUCUUACGACACCGGUUUUAUCCUUUUUAAGGUCUUGAAAUGGAUGUUGCGUCCAUUUUGCCAAGUCUCAUUCGGUGACAUAGAUGUCGCCAUGAUUUAUUAUUUUGUAUUGGUCAUUUGUGACCAAAAUGUUGAAGAGCCACCCUAGCUAGGUGGUAAUGUGUCACUUGAAAAAGAAAAUGUUUGGGAGCAUCAUUUAGUAACAGAGGUAAAAGGGUUAAGUUCCCUUAAUUAUA